GUAGAUAUUAUAUCAUAAUAUCCAAUUUAGUUGAAUUUGUUAUUAUUUUAACUUUGCGUGGAUGUUUAGAGUUAGGGUUUGUUUUUAAAGUUACAAGUUUUCUUAGAAGGGAAUUCCUUGCUGUAGCUUCCCAAGAGAGAAGGUGAAGCAGAAAGUUAAGUCAUGGUGAAGCAUAACAAUGUUGUGCCCAAUGGGCAUUUCAAGAAGCACUGGCAGCGCUACGUUAAGACCUGGUUCAACCAGCCCGCUCGCAAGGCGAGGAGACGUACUGCUCGUCAAAAGAAGGCAGUGAAAAUUUUCCCCCGACCCACGGCUGGUCCUCUCCGUCCAGUGGUACACGGACAGACACAAAGAUACAACAUGAAAGUUCGCGCUGGUAGGGGAUUUUCGCUGGAGGAACUUAAGUCAGCUGGAAUUCCCAAGAAGUUAGCUCCAACUAUUGGUAUUGCAGUGGACCACCGUCGCAGAAAUCGUUCACUUGAGGGUCUUCAAGCUAAUGUUCAGCGAUUGAAGACAUACAAGGCGAAGUUAGUUGUCUUCCCAAGAAGUGCUCGCAAGUUUAAGGUUGGUGAUUCUAGUCCUGAGGAGCUGGCCAGUGCGACCCAAGUACAGGGUACUUAUUUGCCAAUCCAUCAAGAAAAACCAUCUGCUGAACUUGUAAUGGUUACUGAUGAAAUGAAAUCCUUCAAAGCAUAUUCCAAGCUGCGUGUGGAAAGGAUGAACAAACGAAUGGCUGGAACUCGUUUGAAGAGGGCCGCUGAGGCAGAGAAGGAUGAGAAAAAAUGAUUUAAUGGAGUGAUGGGUUGAAGAGAACAUGAUUAGCAAAGCGGACAUUUUAGUUAUUAAUUAGCAAAACAUUCAUUAGAAUUGUGUUGCAUUCAAUUUUGUGAUAUUUUGAUGCAUCCAUUAGAUGCAUAUACUCUGAUGCAGUCACCAAUCAGAAUCAAGAAUUUUGAUAAUGUUUGAAUUUGUCGAACUUUCAGGAUUUACAAAUAACCAAUUUAAGCUUUCUUCAA
Molecule: messenger RNA, 1016 nt
Organism: Cryptomeria japonica (Japanese cedar)
Lineage: Eukaryota; Viridiplantae; Streptophyta; Pinopsida; Cupressales; Cupressaceae
Product: large ribosomal subunit protein eL13z
Exons: 5
Coding region: 163-786 (207 amino acids)
Biological process (GO): translation
Cellular component (GO): ribosome; cytosolic large ribosomal subunit
Molecular function (GO): RNA binding; structural constituent of ribosome
Source: RefSeq, a predicted model, not a curated record